AUGCGCAUAGUAGAUAAGCAAAUAAAAGAAUCCUUCCUUUUAGCAGACAGAAAUUUUGAUGGGCAUAUUUCAUCGAAUGAAUUAUUAUACGCUUUAAGAUUCCUUGGAGUAGAAUCUGAUUAUUCUCUAAUGGAAAAUAAAAGUGGGGCAACUUAUUCAAUGAAUGAUUAUGUUAAAAUAGCUAAGAAACAUUUAGGCGCACACACACCAAAAGAAAGAAUUACAAAUUCCUUAAAAAAAAUGGAUAAAAAUAACAAUGGAACUAUAUCAGUUGACGCAUUAGUUCAUUUAGUUAUGACAAUGAGUGAUAUUUUAACAGAAAAUGAUUACAGAAAAUUUAAAAAAUUUGUUGAUCCUGAAAGCAGAAAUAUCAUACCGUUACAUGUAUUUGUAGAAAAAAUACUUUCGUAA
Messenger RNA from Plasmodium reichenowi, 411 nucleotides. Its product is annotated as calmodulin, putative. The transcript has a single exon. Lineage: Eukaryota; Apicomplexa; Aconoidasida; Haemosporida; Plasmodiidae. Gene Ontology annotation, cellular component: cytoplasm. Bases 1 to 411 code for a protein of 136 amino acids. The record is from RefSeq and is a predicted model, not a curated record. Gene Ontology annotation, molecular function: calcium ion binding.